AUGAGUGGUCAUUGCGCAGGCCUUCAGGCACUCAUAAAGGAGAAAAAUCCUCUGGCUGAGUGGGAAAUUUUAAUGUCAGCAUUAAAAUCAAAGUGCACUGUUAAAAAUCUGUCUCAAACAAGAUGGUCGGCCAGACAUGAUGCUUGCAAAAGUUUGAGCGAGUCAUUGCCAGAAAUUUUGGAUGUCUUAAAACGUUUUUCUGACGAUAAAGAUGAGAAGCCACUUUGGGAUACUUUAUAUUUUGCCGUAUUACUCUACACAAUUAAAAAUUCUUACUUGUUUAAUUGGCAAUACUCUUCAAAACUUAGAUGUCCCAGUUUAUGUUUAUGUAAAUGGAAAAGUGGUAAGAAAUGGGUGCAAUGCAGAGAUCAUAAUUUUCAAGAUCUUCCUGAAGGUGUACAAGAAGAAACACAAGUGCUUGAUCUUUCUGAUAACCAAUUUCUGAACCUUCCAAAUAAUAGAUUUUAUGAACUACGACUUAUGAAUUUACAAAGACUUUAUUUAAAAAAUUCAAAAAUACAAAGACUGUCUGCCAAAACAUUUACAGGACUGCAAGGUCUAGUUGAGCUUGAUUUAUCUGAAAACCAACUUGAGAAAAUACCACCUAAAGUUUUUUCUCCUCUAGAUAAUUUAAUGCGACUGAAUUUGGCAGGUAAUUUAUUAAAAAUAUUACCUAAAAACGUUUUUUCUAAUCUUGGUCAGUUGAUUUUUUUGGAUAUCAGUCGAUGUCAUAUAUCACAAAUUGAGACAAGAACUUUUACUGGCCUAAGAGCUCUUGAAUGGCUACGUUUAAAUGACAACAUGCUUGAGAACAUACCAGAAUCUGUGCUUCCAUUGACAGCUAGUUUACAUGGAUUAUCGUUACAUGGCAAUCCUUGGAAGUGUAACUGCCAUUUAUUAACACUGCAUAGAUGGUUAGAUACUUCCCAAGAUCAAGUACCACAAGAAGUAGAUCCACGUUGUAACGAACCAGCUAGAUUAAGAAAUAUGCCUGUAAGAACAUUGAAAAAUCAUGAAUUAGCUUGCAUUCCUUUUGUCCAACUAACGGGAGGCUUGGAUAUUGUUAAAGAAGGAAAUGUCACUCUACAAUGUAAAGUAGUAGCUGUUCCGCCAGGACAGCCUCAGUGGUUUUUAAAUGGAAAACGUCUUGAGUUUGAUUAUAGAUCUUCAUCGAUUAAAAAUGUCAAGUGCUUCGACAUAUAA
Copidosoma floridanum is the source of this 1203-nucleotide messenger RNA. RefSeq lists its product as uncharacterized. NCBI's taxonomy places the organism in Eukaryota, Metazoa, Arthropoda, Insecta, Hymenoptera, Encyrtidae. Gene Ontology annotation, cellular component: plasma membrane. Gene Ontology annotation, molecular function: protein binding. Gene Ontology annotation, biological process: cell surface receptor signaling pathway. The record is from RefSeq and is a predicted model, not a curated record.